UUAACACCGGCUUCAUUUUUUGCAUAUUUGUUAUUAUUAAUACCUUUGCCUUGGAAACCUCACUCGCCAAUAAUUUAUUAUUAUUAUUGCCCCCCUGUCGGCUGAUCGGACUGGAGAUUGUGGUUUGUGGGAUCCUUUCGUCCGCAGUGGUGUACAUAUCAUAUUUAUUAUUAUCGAAAUCCGGUGAUCAGAUCGUCGUCAUCAGAAGGAAUUCACGUUUGACACCUCACGUCUCGGCAACAUACUUUACAAAGAUGGGUGAACCGAAAAAGGACAGCAAGUCCAGCAUGAAGCGACCCAUGGUCGUGACUGUGAUAUCUUUGUUAAUUGAUCUCAUCGGAUUUACUAUCAUCCUUCCACUUUUCCCGUCCAUUUUGCAAUAUUACAAGGAACACGACGAGAGUGGGACAUACGCACAAUUUGCCCAACUCUCUCAAAAACUUGGAACUUUGAUAGGUGCUCCAGCAAAUCAGUCUGAAACUGUCUUGAUGGGUGGAAUUUUGGGUUCCCUGUUUUCAUUAUUACAAUUCGUGUCAGCCCCGAUAUUGGGUGCUUUUUCCGACAUCUACGGAAGAAAGAAGGCUCUCCUCAUUUGUCUGGUUGGAAUUAUGGCUUCUCAUCUCUUGUGGCUGGUGGCAGCAUCAUUUCCAAUAUUCAUCUUGUCGCGAAUUGUUGGAGGGUUGAGUCGAGCCAAUGUUUCAAUCUCUACUACUAUUGUGUCGGAUGAUUGCCCUGCAGAGAUGAGACCUAAGGGUAUGGCAUUGAUUGGAAUUGCUUUCUCCGUCGGAUUUGUUGUUGGUCCAUCCAUUGGUGCUUAUUUUGCUCGAUCGGGAAACUACUCCAUUCCAGCUAUUGCAUGCUUUUGUCUGACAGCCUUAUCUUUUAUAAUUGUUUCGUUGUACUUGGAUGAAACCUUGCACCCGAAAUAUGCUAAAGAAUCCAAAGGAUUUGACCUGUCCAAAGUUUCAUCAUACAUCUGGCCUCCUUACCUCUUUAGUUUCAAAUCCGUUUCUGUUGGAGAACAACUUCGACCUAUCGGUUAUGCAUAUUUUCUCUACAUCUUUAUCUACAGUGGUUUGGAAUUUACAUUGACGUUUCUCACUCAAUCCAAAUUCCAGUUUACUUCAAUGGAGCAAGGGAAAAUGUUCACCAUCCUUGGAAUAACUAUGGCCAUUCUACAAGGCAGUGUCACCCGAAGAUUAAAGACAGAUAUGGAAGCAUCUGCUGCGAUGAUGGGAGUUAUUUUCAUGAUGCCAGCGUUUUUCGUUCUUGGAUUUUGCAAUGACCUCACUACACUAGCGUUUGGAUUAUUCUGCUAUUCAAUUGGAUCUGCAAUUUGCGGUCCAACUCUUACUUCAAUUGCUACAUCACGAGUUCCCAAAAUGAACGAGCGCGGAACGGCUCUUGGUAUUUUUCGAUCCUUGGGAGCCCUGGCAAGAGGUGUCGGUCCCAUUGUGGCGUCAUCUCUAUUUUGGUGCUUUGGACCUACCGUGGCAUAUUCAAUCGGUGCAGUCGCCAUGCUAGUUCCGCUGUUUGUGUUGCACAAAGCCGUAAAUGGACGAUCUGAUGCAGCCACUAGUAGCAAAACAAAAAUUCAAUAAUGCAAUCUCUACGUCAAACUAAACAAACGUUGUUAAAUAUGUCAUGUUGAUUGUUCAAGGCGUCGUACUCGUAGGUAUAUCCUCAGCCACACAAUUUGAUGUGUUACUUUUUGUUUGUUCUUAAAUAUCUGUUUAGUUUAGUACUUAUACACAUACGUCAUACUUACGGCACAUUAUCUUACUUUUUCGUAUUCAUUAAUUCAUUGGUGCUGAAAUUCAAAUUCCUUCCAAUAUUGUUAAUACUCGCAAUGCUAGCCUUAAUUAUAUUGUCACAUUCCAUAAUUCUUGAAAGUCAGUAUUUUAGCAUAGGAUUAUGCAUUUAUAGUUCAAUAACAACGAUACGUGAUUAAUACCAAAAUGAAAUAUAUUAAAUGUCCGAAUUACUUAAGACAACAAAUUUUUGUAUUCAAUUUUACAACAAAAAAUAUAUAAAGGGUUACAAAUGUUUUAAA
This is a messenger RNA of Folsomia candida, 2053 nucleotides long. RefSeq names its product major facilitator superfamily domain-containing protein 10. Bases 255 to 1601 code for a protein of 448 amino acids. The record is from RefSeq and is a predicted model, not a curated record. Gene Ontology annotation, biological process: transmembrane transport. Gene Ontology annotation, cellular component: brush border membrane. Gene Ontology annotation, molecular function: transmembrane transporter activity. The transcript has 8 exons. Lineage: Eukaryota; Metazoa; Arthropoda; Collembola; Entomobryomorpha; Isotomidae.